Messenger RNA from Microthlaspi erraticum, 339 nucleotides. The record is from the annotation of a GenBank genome assembly. NCBI's taxonomy places the organism in Eukaryota, Viridiplantae, Streptophyta, Magnoliopsida, Brassicales, Brassicaceae.
AUGGGAAACGAAGCAGCCCUGAGAUCUUCAAUGGUAGGUCUUGCAGUGGUGAUGGUGGUGGUGUGGUUAUGGACACAGUUGACACAGUCUUUAAAGAAGACAGUCGUUACUUACGCAGUUGGUGUUUCUCUGAUCGGCGGCUUACUUUUGCCCGAUUGGGACUUCUUUGAUCGGAGUUUCUCUCGGUGGGGCUAUCCAGUCACUGCCGAGGAAAGAGCCGCCGCUUUAUCUCGCAAAUCCCAUCCUACAAGGUUUAGAAUAUACCCUAUGAGGAUGAUUGGAUACGGCACGGUGUACGGAUACGCAAUGUAUAGGUGGUGGAUGUUCGUCUCGAGUUAA